This is a messenger RNA of Oenanthe melanoleuca, 1276 nucleotides long. It is a transcript of the gene CLPTM1, whose product is annotated as CLPTM1 regulator of GABA type A receptor forward trafficking. The transcript has 8 exons. NCBI's taxonomy places the organism in Eukaryota, Metazoa, Chordata, Aves, Passeriformes, Muscicapidae. The annotation marks the transcript as partial. The record is from RefSeq and is a predicted model, not a curated record. Gene Ontology annotation, cellular component: membrane; endomembrane system.
GGGGGUGGUGCUGGCGGAAUUCCCGAGGUUUUUUCCCGUUUUUUUUUCCAGGAUUUUCAUCAUCUGGGCCAUCUCCAGCUGGUUCCGGCGGGGGGCGGCGCCGCAGGAGCCGAGCGGGGCCGGGGGCGGCGGCCGCAGCCCCAGCAGGAACCUGUUCCCCAAGGACACCCUGAUGGAUCUCUACGUUUACAUCUCGGAGCACGAGCACUUUACGGAUUUCAACCUGAGCUCGGCGCUGUUCUGGCAGAAGCGGGACCUGGUGUACGGGGACUGGACCAGCGGCGAGAACGCGGACGGGUGCUACGAGCACUCGGGGCAGGUGGACAUCUCCCAGAGUGUGCAGAGGAACGGCUCCAUCUACGUCCACGUUUACUUCACCAAGAGCGGCUUCCACCCCGACCCGCGGCAGAAGAGCCUCUACCGGCGCCUGGCCACCGUGCACACCUCCAGGAUGAUCAACAAAUACAAACGGAGGCGAUUCCAGAAAACCAAAAAUCUCCUGACGGGAGAGACGGAGGCGGAUCCCGAAAUGAUCAAGAGGGCCGAGGACUUCGGGCCGGUCGAGGUCAUUUCUCACUGGCACCCAAACCUGACCAUCAACAUGGUGGAUGACCACACCCCCUGGGUCAGGGGCAGCGUGCCCCCACCCCUGGACCAGUACGUGAAGUUCGACGCCCUGAGCGGGGACUAUUUCCCCAUCCUGUACUUCAACGAUUACUGGAACCUGCAGCGGGACUAUUUCCCCAUCAACGAGAGCGUGCAGCGCCUGCCGUUCCGCCUGUCCUUCUGCCCGCUGUCGCUGUGGCGCUGGCAGCUCUACGCCGCCCAGAGCUCCCGCUCGCCCUGGAACUUCCUGGGGGAGGAUCUGUACGAGCAGUCCGACGAGGAGCAGGACUCUGUCAAGGUGGCUCUCCUGGAGACCAACCCCUACCUGCUGGCUCUCACCAUCGUCGUCUCCAUCGUCCACAGCGUCUUCGAGUUCCUGGCCUUCAAAAACGACAUCCAGUUCUGGAACAGCCGGCAGUCCCUCGAGGGCCUCUCCGUGCGCUCCGUGUUUUUCGGGGUGUUCCAGUCCCUCGUGGUCCUGCUCUACAUCCUGGACAACGAGACCAACGUGGUGGUGCAGCUCAGGUGGGCCCUGAUCAAUAACUGCACUGAUCAGCAGUUAUUGGCUAUUUUGUUAUUGAUAAUCAAUAUCCACAUAAUGAGUAAUAAAUACAUUUUUGUAUUUAUAUGUUUAUAUAUCUGUAUGUUUCUGUAGUAAGUGACUACUGGU